UGACCUGCUUUUCUCCCCGGCAACCGCUCUGCUUCCCCGGCAACCGCCCUCUCUGGUCCCUCCGGGUUUGUCUCUUGCAAAGGGAAGGAAGAAGGCACAAUAUUAUGGCUCCCUUUGCUUAAGAAGAGCCUGGAUUUGGCUCCAUCGGGGAUCCAUGGUUUCUAAGGCAUUUGCAGGCCAUUUAGAGAAGGAACUCCAUUCCCAGUUGCCAUGAGAAGAGCCGGGUUGAACUGGAGUGCAUUUAUGCUUCCUAAGGAAAGAUGACACGAUUUGGUCUGAAACAGACAGAAAAAACUUUGUAGGAACUGCAUCGGAUGAGGCACCGAAGGACAAAGGACAUCAUCAUUCCUCACAGGCAGAAGAGGAAGAGACAAGGACCGAAAUAAUUGCACCUAAAGUCUCUGCCUCCUGCUUCUGCCUUUGCUUAGAGCGCCUUGCGCCAUGGCCAGGCCCAGCCGGGACAUCGAACUGGCUCGCUUGGUGCACCAUGGGCCUCGCAAUCCUCCGGCAUCCCCUUCCUUUCGUGCCUUGGCCAUGCACUUGCCCAACGUCCCCAGCUACCCUCCGUCCCGCAUCCCCAUCCUGGCUUCCCGGAAGCCCCAGAACGGCAUGGAGAACCCCAGUUUCCUGGAGGAAGAGGUCCCUGGCUCUCGCAGCCGCAGCCAUAGGGGGAAAUAUCCCACGGUGAGCAUCCAGAAAGUGGAUUCGAAGGAUGGCUUUUCGGGGGAAGCCGCCUCGGUGCAACCUUCUGCCAGCAACAAAUCCCAAAACCUCGUGGUUCCGGUCACUCCAGUGGCUCUCAAGAGGAAGAAACGUCUUGUCCAAGAGGAGCCUUUGGAGGAACUGGGAGCCCUUUCUCCAAACCAGUCUCCCAUCAAAGCUUGGGCGGAUCGGUCCAGUCCCGAGAGAGACGAACAAAUCAGCUGCAGUUUAUCGGGUCGUAGUAGCUCUACCGGGAGCCAAAGCAGUGCCGUGAUCAAUGACCGGCUGCAAGAACUGGUGCGGCUCUUUAAGGACCGGACGGAGAAGGUCAAGGAGAGGCUGAUCGACCCGGACAUCUCCUCCGACGAGGAAACCCCUGCGGCCACGCCAUCGAAAGGUGACCCACAAGAGGAAGAGAAGGAGGAAAUUGAGAAGGACGAAGCCUACCAUGAAAUGCUCUGCUGCCAAUUCAAGACCCGUCCCUUCCUCUGCCGAGCGAAAAAGAUCCGAUACCAGUGGCCCAGCAGCAUCGAUCCACUUACCAACCUGCCGUAUGUCUUCUGGCUCUUCCUGGUGGUCCUGGCCUGGAACUGGAACUGCUGGCUGAUCCCGCUCCGCUGGGCUUUUCCCUACCAGACGGCCGGGAACGUCGGCUAUUGGAUGGCCGUGGACUACCUCUGUGACCUCCUCUACAUCCUAGACAUGGCCUUCUUCCAGGUCCGGCUGCAGUUCGUGGAGGGAGGAGACGUCAUCAUGGAUAAAAAGGCCAUGAGAAAGAACUACCUGAAGUCACGGCGUUUCAAGAUGGAUGCGCUUUGCCUCCUUCCGCUGGACGUCUUCUACUUCAAAGUCGGAGUGAAUUCCCUCCUGCGUUUGCCCAGGUGCUUAAAGUUCCUGGCCUUCUUGGAGUUCAACACCCGGCUGGAGGCCAUUCUGAGGAAGGCCUACGUCUACAGAGUCAUCCGCAUCACGGCCUACCUGCUCUUCAGCCUCCACCUGAACUGCUGCCUCUACUACUGGGCCUCCUCCGCCCAGGGCUUGGCCUCCACCGCCUGGGUCUAUGACGGGGAAGGAAACAGCUACAUCCGCUGCUACUACUGGGCCGUCAAGACCCUGAUCACCAUUGGGGGGCUGCCGGACCCCAGCAACCUCUUUGAGAUCGCCUUCCAGAUGCUCAACUACUUCACCGGCGUCUUCGCCUUCUCCGUCAUGAUCGGACAGAUGAGGGACGUUGUUGGUGCAGCAACUGCCGGACACACGUACUACCGGACCUGCAUGGACAAUACCGUCAAAUACAUGGCUUUUUACAAAAUACCACGUUCCGUCCAGAACCGGGUCAAGACCUGGUACGAAUACACCUGGCACUCGCAAGGCAUGCUGGAUGAAUCGGAGCUGCUGAUGCAAUUGCCGGAGAAGAUGCGGCUGGAUAUUGCCAUUGAUGUAAAUUACGAUAUUGUGAGCAAAGUGCCACUCUUCCAGGGUUGUGACCGGCAGAUGAUCUUUGACAUGUUGAAGAGGCUCCGGUCCGUUGUGUAUUUGCCCAACGAUUACGUCUGCAAAAAGGGGGAAAUCGGCCGGGAGAUGUACAUCAUCCAAGUGGGGCAAGUCAUGGUUCUGGGCGGUCCAGACGGCAAGACAGUUCUGGUGACGCUCAAAGCGGGUUCCGUGUUCGGAGAGAUCAGUUUGCUGGCUGUGGGAGGCGGCAACCGGCGCACUGCCAACGUCGUGGCGCAUGGAUUUGCCAACCUUUUCAUUCUGGAUAAGAAAGACCUGAACGAGAUCCUGGUCCAUUAUCCGGAGUCACAGAAGCUGCUCCGGAAGAAGGCCAAGCGGAUGCUGAAGAACCACCGCAAGGCCAAGGAGGAGAAGGGCUCGGCGGUCAUCAUCCCGCCCAGGGCCGGGACCCCAAGGCUCUUCCAGGCGGCUCUGGCUGCGGCCGGGCGGGUGGAGGGCCCUGGGAAGCUGGCACACCUGCGGUGGAGGAUCAAGGAGCUGAAGGCCAUGCAGGCUGCCAAUGCUACUCCGGUUCCACCCAAAUCUCCAUUCAGCCCCAUCUCGCCAACUGGAUCAUGGAAAUCGGAUGACCACGGGGGCAAGAAGGUCACUUCUGAGUCUUCGGGUCAUUUUGUCCAGGUUUGCGUGAGUCCAGCCCCCAAAGAAGAGGAUCAAGUUCUCUCCGUUGAAGUUAUAGAUGAGAAGGAAAUUAAAUAGACGGGAAAUACAACUUGCAAGUCUUGUAGUUGACCAGUUGGUUGCAGUAUCACAUACGCUUGCGUGAAUCCGCUCUGGGUUUUAGUCCGAACAGUAAUACUUUCCAAGGGACUGAAGCUCUGUAGAGAAGCGUUGAAGUCUGGAGUGGAUUCAACAGCAUCAGACUGAACACUGAAGACAAAGGAUGGCAUUGGAUCGAGCAGGAAUCGGUUGAUUCUCCACUGGAAGAAAAGAGAAUUAUUAAUGAAUUUUUUGCAAUAAGAAACCGCAGCCGAAAUCCCACGAUUUCCUUCCAUCCUACUUUGCACAACAAAACAGCGCCUUUUCCAAAACUCUUAGUGCUUCAAAUAAAUACUUACCGUAUAAGCCAACCCUAUAAGCCAACCCUAAUAUAAGCCGAGGCACCUAAUUUUACCACAAAAAAUGGGGAAACUUAUUGACUCGAGUAUAAGCCGAGGGUGGGAAAUGCAGCAGCUAGUGGUCAAUUUUAGAAUGAAAAUAGAUCCCAAUGAAAUCAAUCUGUCCACCUUUUGCUUGUGAAACUCGAGGUUGGCUUUUCCUUAAUCCCUCCUUAUUAUCCAACAUUUUCGCUUAUCCAACGUUCUGCCGGGCCGUUUAUGUUGAAUAAGCAAGACUCUACUGUAUGUGCAAGGACCGUAUAUAAGCCGAGUUUUUCAGCCCUUUUUAUGAGCUGAAAAAGCCUCCCCCGGCUUAUAAUCGGGUCAAGGUCAAGCCAGCAUAUGAUAUAUUUAUCUCUCAUCUUAUCCUCCCUUAUCAGUGUGUUUUCUUUUCCAAAACCUCUCUGGCUCUUAACCAAGGGAAUGUUUUGAAAAGGGAAAGAAGCCCUUGCAAGUCAGGAAGAAGAAUAUAUAUACCCAUUAAUCUUAUAAAAGCAUUUCCCCCUGAAAUAUUUGUUAAUCUCUGCUACAGAUACAGAGGCAUGUCCCCCUGCAAGCCUUUGCAAUCCCUAUGUACCUUUAUAUUUCAAUCUAUCUAUCUACAUUAAUGUUAUAUAUGAAUUUCUCCCUCAUAUGUUUGCAAGUCUUUGCAAAUCUUAUAUACAUAUAGAUAGCUAGAGAUUUCCAUGUACCUGUAUAUCUGUAUCUAUAUGUACACAUUAUUUUAUAUAUGAAUUUUCACCUCACAUGUUUGCAAGUCUUCGCAAAUUCUAUACAGAUAUAAUUAUCUAUAUAGAGAGAGAUGUCUAGAUAGAUAUAUAUGAACAUAGGGCUGGCAAAUAUUGCAGAAAAGGAUCACAGGGGGUGGCUGUUUCUAAGUUGCAUUUUGAUACAUUUCCAAGAAGCAAUUUAUAUACAUGUCAUAUAUAAGAAACUAGCUGUGCCCGGCCACGCGUUGUUGUGGCAAAGUGGUGGUGGUAUUGGUUUAAAAUUGUUGUGUAAUUUUUAUUUGACGUUAUUUGUAUUUUUUAAUUAAUUUUAUUGUAAGUUAUCUUUUUAUUUAUGAUAUUUUAUUAUUUUCUUGUAUUAUUUUUAGUUAUUUUCUGUUAUUAUAGUAUUUUAUUGUAUUAACUUUUUAGUGUUUUUAAUUAUUUUUUAGUGUUUUUAAUUAUUUUUUAUUGGGUUGCUAGGAGACCAAGUUGGAGGAGCUUAGCCUUCUAACUGGCAGCAACUGGAUAAAAACAAUUAUUCCUUUCCCUCUAAUUAGGACUUUAUUUUUCUUUUCUUUUUGUUGUAUCAACCUAGAGCCGUGGAUGAUGGGUUGUGUUGUCAAAUUUCGAGGUUGGGGGGCCUGUAGUUUUGUUGUUUUGUCUGCUGCCCUGAUGCCAUCACUCUUAUAUAUAGAUAGAUAGAUACUGUACACAGUUGAAAAAUACAAGUUGCACAAAAUAAUAAAGUAGAUGCAAUUUAU
Molecule: messenger RNA, 4782 nt
Organism: Anolis carolinensis (green anole)
Lineage: Eukaryota; Metazoa; Chordata; Lepidosauria; Squamata; Anolidae
Product: cyclic nucleotide-gated cation channel beta-1-like
Exons: 21
Coding region: 442-2913 (823 amino acids)
Biological process (GO): retina homeostasis; monoatomic cation transmembrane transport
Cellular component (GO): plasma membrane; intracellular cyclic nucleotide activated cation channel complex; photoreceptor outer segment
Molecular function (GO): intracellularly cAMP-activated cation channel activity; intracellularly cGMP-activated cation channel activity; cGMP binding
Source: RefSeq, a predicted model, not a curated record